Messenger RNA from Pristis pectinata (smalltooth sawfish), 5656 nucleotides. RefSeq names its product solute carrier family 25 member 19 (gene slc25a19). Gene Ontology annotation, molecular function: thiamine transmembrane transporter activity. Gene Ontology annotation, biological process: thiamine pyrophosphate transmembrane transport. Gene Ontology annotation, cellular component: mitochondrial inner membrane. Lineage: Eukaryota; Metazoa; Chordata; Chondrichthyes; Rhinopristiformes; Pristidae. The record is from RefSeq and is a predicted model, not a curated record. The coding region runs from base 75 to 1043 and encodes 322 amino acids. The transcript is spliced from 6 exons.
GAGUUGGAUGGCAAUCAGGGUGUCGUUAUUUCCGGUCUGUGAUGCCGGGCGGCCUGGUGGCCUGAGGCCGGGCGAUGGUGGGCUAUGACCCGUCGGCCCAGGGCCGGGGGCCGCGCCUCUCACCCAGGGAGGCGGCGGUAGCCGGCUCAGCGGCCGGGCUCCUCACCCGGGUCCUCAUCAACCCGCUGGACGUCCUCAAGAUCCGCUUCCAGCUCCAGAUUGAGCGCUUGUCAUUGCUGGAGCCAAGGGCCAAGUAUCAUGGCAUUGUGCAGGCUGUCGGCACGAUAUUCAGAGAGGAGGGCCUGCAGGCGUUCUGGAAGGGCCAUGUUCCAGCCCAGCUCCUGUCCGUCUCUUACGGAGCUGUCCAGUUUGCAAGUUUUGAGUUUCUAACAAAAUUUGUCCACAAUGCCUUGCUGUGUGACUCGAGGAAUCCCACAGUGCACUUUGUUUGCGGAGGCCUGGCGGCGUGCUCCGCCACGGUGACUGUGCAGCCCAUCGACACACUCCGUACCCGAUUCGUGGCACAGGGAGAACCCAAGGUUUACAGGAAUCUUUGGCACGCAGUGGGCACAAUGUACAGAAGAGAAGGACCCUUGUCAUUUUAUCGGGGCCUCACUCCCACCAUGAUGGCUGUUUUCCCUUAUGCUGGGUUCCAGUUUGCCUUCUACAACAUCUUUCACCGUAUCUCCAAAUGGGCCAACAUCAGCUCAGGUAAUGUACAGAAUCUGGUGUGUGGGGGCUGUGCAGGGAUCAUCAGUAAAACUCUCACUUAUCCCCUGGACCUUCUUAAGAAGAGACUGCAGGUGAAUGGCUUUCAGGAGGCACGAGCCUCCUUUGGACAGGUACAGACCUACAACGGGUUCCUGGACUGUGUGUUUCAGGUGGCUCAGGGUGAGGGGCUGAGAGGAUUCUACAAGGGCUUGUCACCCAGCAUGGUGAAAGCUGCCUUUUCCACUGGACUUGUAUUUUUCUGGUACGAACUCUUCUGCGAUAUAUUGGGUGACUCCAAGCAGACAGACUCAGGACACCAGCAGCAACAGUAGCAGUCUCAAUCACAAGCAAUGACUUUCAACCAACUCCUCUUAAUUAUUCUUUGUUUCUCUGGCCAUACCCGCUACUGAUUACUGCUUUGUGUGCAGACGGAUGAAUACACAGCUCUUGGGAUUCCUCAGGAAACAUUUGGCUAUUUAAUACACACCAGUCCACAAGACUGGUUAAGUGCUACUUUCGCAGUUUAUCGUGUUGCGUCCACAAGAUAUUCCGAAACAGAGAUCAGGUCCCCACCUCACAAUAAGGGAACGGGCUGCCGGAUGUUAUAACAGAAUCGUUAGUCCAGAAAGAUCUUACUCUGGAACACGGCGGGUAUAUGACGCGUCAAACGGUCAGCUGUUAUGACCGGAGUUGUUCAACCACCAAGUGAACGUGAGCAUUUGAACGUCACACCAUAGAACCCCCCACGCAACACCCUCUCUACCCUAACCCUAGGGCACGGGGGAGUGCGGGGUGCAUUAGACAUAUGGCCUUUAUUGUUCAAAUAUAAGUUCACAAAUAACAAUUAUCAUAUCACUAACAAUAGUCAUAAUAAUAGCACUUCAUUUAUCCAUAAAUAUCUGCAGUAAACUAAUUGUUAAUUUAAUAGUUAAACUGCAAAUAUUAGAGGCAAAGGUCUUAUACUUCUUAAUAUCCAAAAAUUUCAUCAACAAGUUGUUAUCUUUGGCCCACAGACCGCGAGCUCCAAUUACAAAUCCAAAACACUCGACGAUCUGCGCCUGAGUCAACUCCUUAACUUGUUGAACGAGGUGUUUGUAUUUGCUACGUUUCUCAGACCACGCCUUCAGGAUUGAGUUGUUGUUAUCCUCAAAUCGGAUGGUGACAUCAACCACUGCCGCCCUGUUUCCUUUUACCAGGAUUAAAUCAGGUUUCCACAGCGCUCCGUCUCCAUCCCUCAAAUGAGGCUCAACAUAAGGGUCCCAUUGGUAUUGUACAGCUAUGUUCUUUAGUUUCUCCACGAUUUUAUUAUGCCGUCUAAUACGCGCCUCUUUAACAUUUAAACAGUGUCCAGAGAUGUGUGCUAUGGUUUCAUUAGCAAAACCACACCUUUGGCAGAUCUUCACUGCAUCAGGAAUUCCAUGGUUUCAUGUGUAUCUUGUUGAAUAUUGCCCACAUCUUAAGAGGAUGGCAUUCACGACUUGGUGCCCUUUCCAAGUCCUGUAAUUCCGUAGCCAUGCAUUAGAGUUAGUAUCAUUUGGAAAUUCUUUGAUACCAACACCUUGGUAAUUCUUCGUAGUCCAUUUACUAAAUUCUACCGACCGCCAAUCGAUAUUAAAUUUUGGCGGUCUGGCAUCAUUCUCUGCACUUAGUUCUAAAUCAGCAGCCAAUUGCACAUUAGAGCUCUCGGUAUGUCUGUCCACAACAUUAGAUAACACAAAUACAUCUUGGGCUGAGAUUAUAUCACUUAUUACUGACAGACUCUUCAACUUCUCGAUGGCGGCCACGUUAUUCUCGCCAGCCCAUUCGAAAGAAUGUUCAGUCAACAUAUCCUUUGAUUCCUCGAGAGCCUGUCUCUUUCUUAUAACUGCAAUCGGAAUCUGGACUUCCAGUCUUGGUAUACAAAGACCGCCAUCCUUUAACUUGGAAUAUAAAAUUCCAUCAGUCGUAUCAGGAGGCAGAUGUAAUAUUUCUUUAACUAUCUUUCUGAUAGAUCUAUCCAGCUCCCUUAAUAUGUUCUAGGAUGCCUCAAUUAAUAUGAGAUAAUAAUACAUCCGAGGUAUCAUAUAUGUUCGUAACAAUGUCACUUCCUGCAUAGGCUUCAAUUUUGCUCUUUGCAGAUUCUCGAACCACAUAUCCAGUUUGGAAGUUAGAUUUUCUUUAGAAAUUCCACACCAUGGGUCGAUCUUCGCACCGAGGUAUUUCUCGAUGUCCCCAGGUGUUACGUAUGCUAAUUUUUCCUGUCCAAACUUCCAUUGUUGUCUGAAGUUAUAUACGAAUGUCUUUCUUGUACUGAUGCAGUGAAAACCUUUGGUUUUCUUGGUGUUUAUUUCCAAUCCAGUACCAAUGCAGAAGUUUCUCAAGAUUUUGAUAUUAUUUAUCAUGCCCUUGUACAAGUCGCUCAGAAUUGCAACAUCAUCAGCAAAAGCCAAAGCUGUACAACGAGAUCCACCACUGGGAGUGACAAUCUCCACUCCCUGCCCACUGUGUUCUAAAGUACUGAUGAGCGGAUCCAUAGCAAUAUUAAAUAGGAUCGGAGAGAGGGGAUCACCUUGUUUCACCCCUCUCUUAAUUACAAUUCUUCUGGUCUUAUUAGUACCAACCUCAACAACCGUUGAGGCAUUAUUAUAAAGGUCCAUUACCAAAUUGAUGAAUAUUUUUGGUGCACCAACUCUCUGUAACGACCUCAUUAUCAAUUUAUGGCCAACAGAAUCAAAGGCCUUAGCGAAGUCUAUGAACAACACAGAGUUCCUUGUUGUUACUUUUGGAGCCUUUAAUGAUGUUCCUCAAUAUCGUAAUAUUUUCAUUACAGCCGGAAGUAUUCAACAAAAUCCCUUCUGCCGAUGACUAAUACGGACUGAUUCACUCAGCUGUUUUGCCAGGAUCUUCGUGAACAACCGGAGAAUCAUUGGACCGAUGGUGAUAGGUCUCCAAUUGUCCAGGCUUUUUAGUUGUUCCUUGUCAUCGGUCUUAGGGAUAAGUACUGUCUAGCUUUUCUUGAGACAGUCCGGCACAGUACCGGAUUGCAACCACAGUGUAAAUAAUCUGGGCAAUAAAUCACCAUCGCUGUUCAACAAAUCUUUUAAAUCCUUCUUCUUUCAUAUUAUCUGGGCCAGGAGCACUAUCUUCCUUGAUACCGCAAAGUGCCUCGCUGACCUCGGUUUCCUCGAUCUUCCUGAGGAGAUGUUCAGUAUCGAAGUCAGCGGUGUGAUCUUUCAUAUUCCUGAGGUCAGCUUUAUUAUUGGCCAACCCCAGUUUCUCCACAAAGCGCUCAUAUACAUCGUCACUUUUUAAGGGGCACUCACUUUGUGCAGGUGCACCCAUCAACUGGCAUGCGAGACACUUACGAUCUUUCCCAAAGAGAAUCUGUAUGGCCCUGUAUUCAGCUUUUCGCGCGGCUGUUCUCUGCUUGUUUCCAGUAUUAUUUUCAGGAUUCCUCCUUUUAUCAGCAACCUCAGUACGCACGACCCGCUUCUUCCUCUGGAAGCGGCCAACUAAGUCACUCGUAAUAUUUUCCAACAGACUAACCCCUGAAGCGAAGUCAACCUUAUUCUUUUUAUCUCAAUAAAGAUGUUCUACCUGAUCCAGGUCAGCAGCAAUAUUGUGAGACCGUUGCCCACUAUAUUUACCAUUGGUCUUAUUCGCAAUUUUCAAAGGGGAGUCCAUUUUCUGAUAUUUAUCCAAAUCCAUAUUCUUUGCAUCAACUGGCAAUGGAUUUUCCACAUUACUUAUUCCACGAGUGUCGGUUGGAUCUCUGGAUAUAAUUCUGCGUUUAUCCGAUAUUUGUUUAUUAGUCUUAGUGGUUAAGACUUUAGCAAUUUCAACAUUAAUAUAUCUCGCCCCUUUAAAACGUUCUUCCAACUCCAAGAGGAGCUUCGUCUCCUCCUCUGUCCAUAUUUCCUUCCCUCCAGGCUUCUUUUUCACCAGGACUUCUUCAAUUCUUUUCUCAUUCCUCACGGCCAGAUGCCGAUGGCGUUCAUGUUGCACAAGGCUGCGUUUCGUUCGGAAUGCCUCCUGAUAUACUUCACAUCUUUUCCACCAUGUCCUGGCUACUUAAGCCUUUGCACCUCACAACAUGGCAGGCAGUAGAGUGGAGUUCACCCUCAAUACCGCAGUGUCUGCAGGUUGCCUUAACAGACUGCACGAGAUGUUCCCUUUUCAAAUGUUUCCUAAGUGCUCACAUUGUAUCAUUGUUUCCUGAGGAUCUCAUCCCACUCCACAGAAGCAGUCUGGGGUCGAGCAGAGCUGUGUGCUGCUGCGUGGAAAGUUGUGUGCCUGCGGAGCACUCCUGUACUUAGCUGUUGCUUUAACUGGUGAGCUUAAAGUGCCAUUGCUUAAGUUAUUAGUAUUUAUUUUUCUAAUGAGAUGCAUUUAUUUAGCAAUCUGUCAGUUUGGCUGCAUUUUUUUAUGUAAACGUACUUCAUGCAAAUAUUUUAUUAUGCACUUGGGAAUGUCACACUGAGACUGCUGACUCCUGUCAGUAUUUGAAUGGUGUGCAAUUUCCUUCUGGGUCAAUGCUGUUUGGGUCAUUGUUGAGAAUUUUCACUUGAGUAGGGCUGUGGGGAAUAGCCAGAGGUCUGGAGAGCUUUAACAUUGCACUGAGUGACCAUAUGUUUGUCAUUGUGUAGGAAGUGCCCAAAGUGCUACCUGUGAAUCACCAGCUGUGGUAAUGUAACCCAGAUGUGAUUUCCAGAUCUACACAUUGGGCUUGGACCAAGCUCAAUUGCCUCCCGCUCUCCUAAUUGCAUACCAGUGGUGACACGGGUUGGGGGGGGGGGGGGUGCUGCCUGCAAAAAUCAGCAGCUUCAGUGCACAGGAGCAGAAGGGAUGCUUGAGGUGAAUGCCAAAUCUGUGCAGUUUCUGGUGCGACUUCCUUUGAAUUGUGUAUGGUUUAUACCUCAGUAUUUAUACUCCAUAUUUAUGUAUAUUUUAAUAAAAAAGUGAAGUC